UGGUUGACAUUUCCAGUAAAAGUUUAUAAACAAAAAUAGCCACUUGUAUGUUUUAGAUAAAGCGCGGUUUAUCAAAUCUUGAUUCCACGUGAAUUCAAGUAAAUUUGUUCCUCAGUGAUGUUUGAAUUAUGAAAAUUAAGCUUUUCCUGUUAUUUUUACUACACCAAUCCUAAUGUCAAAUGUCCUUAUGUUCUCAUGGUUGGACUCAUUACACCUUUCAACAUCAGCUGUGGGUAAAUAAAUUAACGCGUGCUUCUCACUACUGAACAUGAAAUUAUUGGAUCUGUUUUUGUUGCCGUUUGUUGAUUAAAUCUUUGGCCAUUUAAGUUAACCUGUUCAAAACAUGGAUCUUAUUGCUACUAAAAGAGUCAAAUCUGCAGUAUUAAAAAAAGUGGAACUUGUAUCGACAAACUCUUCUGUCAGCUGUACAACAAGUCAUAUAUUUACAGAGUUAUGUUCAUCUCAUUAUUUAAAUGGGUGCAAAUUGUUAUUGCCGUCCAUGACUUGCGACGAAAAAGUGAGCCAGGAUCAUCUAUUAAGAGGAACAUUAAUCAUAAUAUCAUCUAUGAUACAAGAGGGCUAUUCAAAUUUGAGUGACUCUACUAAACGAUUGAUGGAUACUUUUUUCGAAUCAGUUUGUCUUAAACAAGAAGUUUUGGUUGAAUUUCUGACUCUUCUGAUGGGGAAUAGUCAUUUUGAAGAAUGCAAAAAAGAAUUUGGUGAUUCCUGGAAUCGACAUAGCAUUCUUUACGUUACAGUCGAUGUGAUAGAAAAACUCUCGAUGGGCUUUACAACGCUUCUUAAUUACAUAGACUGUAUUAAAAAACUCAACCGCGCUGAUGAAUUAUUCACCUCACAAGAAGAGUUGGAUAUGAUUUUGGAACAAACUCGCACCAGUAUGUUAUCAAUCAUACAAAAAGAAGCUGGUCCUUUUGAUUUUCUCAUACCUAGAAUUCUUGAUAUCCUCAUUCAUAAAGAUUUGAUCACCGAAGCCAUCGAUUGUCUCAUUUCCUAUAAAGAUUUAAACGAAGAAAAUUUAAAUGCUUAUAUUUAUAUCUACAAAUUCAUGAUUCAUUAUGGUGAUACCGAGCCGAAUUUCGAGGAAAUUAUCGAUGAAUGUUUCGAUAAGAUAGUUCAACUAUCUCCAUCUUGUCCAUUGAUCCUAGAGAUGGUUGACUAUUGUGAAAUUGAACCAUUAAAAGCUUGCAAAGCACUGAUGGAGUUUGUUGAUUACUCUGAAAACAAAGAAAAUCCCAAAGCAUGGAGAAAAUUAAGCGACUUUCUUGAAAAAUUGAAUAUCGUAGAGUCAAACACCAUACUUGAUCAUUAUAAAUUCAUAUACAGCAGUUAUUGGCAGAAUUAUCAUUGGGAUCAACUCGAGAAUGAAUUUAUUAACAGCGAACUGGAUAUAUGGAAACAAAAAGUUCGAGAUAUUUUGAUCCAACAGAUAAUAUCUCAAAAAUCAAUCAUGAAAACGGAAAGCGUAUCUUCUACAGAAAAAUCAGUGAAAAAAUUUAAGAUGAGUUUUCAAAGUUGAUUUCUCAAUAAAUUUAAGUUAUUUUCUA
Messenger RNA from Tetranychus urticae (two-spotted spider mite), 1565 nucleotides. RefSeq lists its product as uncharacterized. Lineage: Eukaryota; Metazoa; Arthropoda; Arachnida; Trombidiformes; Tetranychidae. Gene Ontology annotation, biological process: transcription by RNA polymerase I. The record is from RefSeq and is a predicted model, not a curated record. Gene Ontology annotation, cellular component: RNA polymerase I transcription regulator complex.